This is a messenger RNA of Rhagoletis zephyria (snowberry fruit fly), 2297 nucleotides long. Its product is annotated as ecdysone-induced protein 75B-like. NCBI's taxonomy places the organism in Eukaryota, Metazoa, Arthropoda, Insecta, Diptera, Tephritidae. The record is from RefSeq and is a predicted model, not a curated record.
AAUCUUGCUUUUUCAAACUACUGAUUGCUUUAUUCCGGACGCAGAAAAAAAGUAAGGAUUAAUUAAUUUUUUAAAUUUCCGUGAAUAAAAUGAGGAAUAAAAAGAUCUACAUGACGAAUGUACUAAUAUGAAAUAAGUAUAAAAGGCAGGUUUAUGAACAACGCAUAAAGAAUUUACAGAAUACAAUUUGCGUAUGAGUAUAUGCGGAUAAAGCGAUAAAAUAAAUAAAAAAGAUACUCUUAAAUAUAAUUUAAGGGAAAGUGUACAUAUAAAAAUAUUUACAUUGCAACUAGAAGGCUGAAAAUUUUAUAAUUCAUGGUAAUAUUACGGAAGCGAGAGAGGAUGAUAAUAAAAGAAGAAAAUAUAUUAUUACGGAUAUAGUGGAGACAACGGAUAAGUCAACACAACCAAAUAUAAGCUGAAAAAAGAGACUGACUAACACAUUAAGCUUUUUAUGGAGUCUAAGUAGAGUCUAAGACCAAAAUAAAUCAAAAUCAAAAUUUAGUUAAUGGGAAAGUAAAAAGACACAGGCCAAGCCACAACUGAUCGCACCUUUUUUCAAUAUUCUGAAAGUCAUUUGCUAAAGCGACACUGCAUUUAAAAAUUCGGUGUUUUUGUAAAAUAAAGUUACAAUAAACAAAAUGUUAAAUCAAUUUAAAUGUCUUGAAGCUACUUCUACUGUAAUUAACAAUAACAAUCAAACGAUGUCAACGACCGGCAAUAGCGCUAAUACAAAUGAUUCUAGCAGCUGUGAACUGCCUUAUCCAAAACUAAUAAAAACAGAGCCUAUUGAUUUAGAAAUGACAUAUGUUGAACCAAAUGACUUAAAGCAAUAUCGCCUGGACAACGUUAUAGAAAAAAAUGUAAUGAAGGAGCAGAAUGUCAGUGAUACUACACCUAAAUCCCUCUCUUCUACGAAAAUUAAUUACCAACAUGUGCAGAUACAAACAGUGCAACCAAGACAGCCUGGGAUUGGUUUAACCAACACAAAUACUAUGCAAAAGAUUAUUUUAACUCCACGAGUAGAUUUCGUUCAACGACCUACUUCCACCAGUAAUAUAGAAGGUGAAGGGGGUACAAUUAUAAGACAUGUUUACUCACCACAAUCCAACACAAGGGAUCAAACUCAAUCGCAGCAAACCGUUACCAACACAAGUGCACAGAUUGUACAACGCGUUUCCCAAUCCGAGCAACAAGAUUCUAUUGCUGCACCGCAAAUUAUUAUAACUCGAUCUUUGCCUAUGCAACGUCGGCAUUCUGGUAGUCCUUCACAUUAUCAGCGCAAUGCUCCCAACACUUCGAAUUCUGUACUCACUUCUUCAUCCUCCUCUCAGCAGUCUCUUCAAGAGUAUGCUUCACACCGUUCGCCACAACCAUCUCCACCUCCGUUGUUGCUACAGCAACAUGUUCGGGUUAUAAGAGAUGGUCGAUUGCACGAAGAAACGGCGUCCGGAUCGGUUGUGACAUCUCGUCGUUCGGUUUCCCCUCCUCCGUUAUUACAUCAUCACCAAUCGCGUUCUGCACCUGUUUCUCCGGUAGUAACGCGACGUUAUUCUAUUUCACCUCACACCACACCUGCAUUAUCCCUAUCGCAACAAAAAUCAUCUGAAAAUCAUCAGCGGCAUUCACAACUUGUCAUAAACAAUAGUAAACCACAGAUAUCCGACAUUUCAGGACAAUAUCAGGGCCAUAUACUGCAUUCACCUCCGCUGCCACCGCCUCCACCACCUCCACCGCCGCAACAGAUAUCAUCAGCAAUAGCUGCUACGACGCCAUCCACCCAAAUAAUGAUCAAUACUCCUUUGGGCACAAAUGGCCAGCAACAUCAGCAGUACGUUUUAUCAUCAUCUGCCCGGAAAUACCUCGUUACAACAAGCACUCGUCAGUCAUGUUCAAUGUCUGUAACGAGUUCUCCUCGUCAACAACAGCACAUUCAUUUUGCUCAACAAAAACAUCAGCACUCACAACGAUAUCAUCAAGAGGAAAAUACUUUAUCUCAAGCGGUACCGGCUGCGUCAUCUUCAAUGUCUACCCUCACACGAAACUUUCGAAUGCCUGUGGUUACCAGUAGUAUUAGAAGCAAUAACAAUAACAGCAACGAUCUUCAUUUUCAAAAUCACAGCAACACUGCCAUGCGUCCACCGCCUCCGCCGCCACCAAAAAUCAAAAACACUUCCUCUUCUUCCGGUUUGCCCAGUAGCAGCAGUGGGGCUGGCACCACUUUAAGUUGCGCCAGUAGUGAAGAGCCAUCCAGCUCGAUUCCGGAUUUAGGUAAGUUUUAGUAAUAUACAUAUAUA